GAACCAAAUGUAACUCGCUUUGUGAAACUCAUCAAACUCAUCUUGUCCUUCACUCCACCUUAGGUUUACGGAGCGGCUACAAAGAGAGACACACAUUCUUUGUUUGUUUAUUGUGCUCACACCCACAUAACAGAGCAUAUUUUCUUCAAAAAUGGAAGAUGUGAUAACAGAAGCAGCACCACCAUCAAGAUUACUAGAAGAAGACCUAAACAAUUUCACACCAUCUUCUCCACCACUCCCUUCACCUUUUCUCCUCUUCCCUCACACACAACAACAACAACAACCUCUCAAACCCACACUCCUCAUCAUCGCUAUCUCUUCUCCCUCUCUCUCCCUUUUCCACAAUCUCCUCACCCCACAAACCCUAACCUCCUCUCUCAUCCUCCCUGAACUCCCUCUCUCCUAUCCUAACAACACCAUCAACAUCCACUCUCUCUCUUCCACCAUCCUCCUCGCCGCCGUUCAAAACCCUAUCCCUGAUAAUCGCGCUUACGCCGUCGCUGAAAUCCUCCUCAGCAACCAGAUCUGCCCUGAUUCGGUUAUUAUACUUGAUUCUAUCCAGCCGAUGAAUCACCGUGGUCUGCUUUCUUCCGACGAGGCGGUUGCAUUCAAGCUGGAGAGUUUUGCCGAAAGGAAGAAGGCGAAUGAGGAGAAAUUGUUGGGAGGAUUGGAUUAUUACCCGUCUGGAAGCGUUGUUGAUGGACUCGGUGCCGCCAUUCUUGGACGGUGUCAGAUUUUGAAAAUUAGGGCUAGCUUGUGUGUUACUUGGCCUCAAUUUGAUUCAGAUGUUGUUUUGUUGUUGAAGGAUUUGCUUCGAGGUUUGGGUGAGUUUGAGUUUGGGUUUAGUGAUGAUGAGGUUUUCAAAUUUGGGAGGAGUAAGGAUCAUGUUUUUCAAUCUCACUUGUAUAUUUGAUUAGAUUUAUUACAAUGUGUGUUUAACAUUUAGUUCUCAAUGAUUUGAAUGUUUUGGAAUUAUGAUGGUUAUGAAUAGUUAUCUAGUCUUUGCUUUA
Messenger RNA from Medicago truncatula (barrel medic), 1010 nucleotides. RefSeq lists its product as uncharacterized. NCBI's taxonomy places the organism in Eukaryota, Viridiplantae, Streptophyta, Magnoliopsida, Fabales, Fabaceae. The record is from RefSeq and is a predicted model, not a curated record. Bases 152 to 913 code for a protein of 253 amino acids. The transcript has a single exon.